This is a messenger RNA of Scleropages formosus (Asian bonytongue), 1932 nucleotides long. Its product is annotated as N(4)-(beta-N-acetylglucosaminyl)-L-asparaginase. NCBI's taxonomy places the organism in Eukaryota, Metazoa, Chordata, Actinopteri, Osteoglossiformes, Osteoglossidae. The transcript has 10 exons. The record is from RefSeq and is a predicted model, not a curated record. The coding region runs from base 701 to 1582 and encodes 293 amino acids. Gene Ontology annotation, molecular function: N4-(beta-N-acetylglucosaminyl)-L-asparaginase activity. Gene Ontology annotation, biological process: protein deglycosylation. Gene Ontology annotation, cellular component: cytoplasm.
CAAUCACAUGUAAAUAUUUCUCUACUGUUCCCGCCCACCAAUCAAUGACAGACAGAAACUACAACCAGUUAAAUCUAAGAAUGGUCUAAGCUGGCGCGCCCAACACAUCAGAAAACAGACAUAAGUUACAUCCAAUCACAUCCUGAACUGUCCCGGCUGUUUCCACCCACUCACUGAUGACAGACAGAAAUUUUGACGAAUCAUGUUAGGAAAUAUCUGAGUUAUUCCCACCCACCAACCGGACACAGAAAAAACUACAACCAAUGAGGCGCCAAUACCUGACUAGACGAAUGACAGUGUGAAUACAGUAUAUCAUGUCAGGUUUGACAUUCUUUUUGGAUGUUUGGAUAUUUGUUUGAAUGACGCAGGUGUCUUAAAUGUUGUGUAUUAUAUAAAACUAUAUAGGGAGUAACGAUUCGUGAAUGAUUACCUUUAAGUUAAACAAUUAUUACCGUGAUUCAGUCAGUGUGACUCUACCGAAGAGUCAGAGUCAGAGUGUCAUAGUUACAGGUCUGGCUCAUUCAUUUUUUGCUCUAAAACAGCUAUUCCUUUGAGAACACACAACUAACAGCCACUUUUGUGAACCAGUGUCCUGCUCGUUUCCUUUGAACUUCCUGGGCCUCCUGGAGCAGAGAGACCCGUGCUGCGUUUCUCCUCUUGACUUCAGGAGAAAUCGAGUCUCACCGGCCCACGGGAGCGAAUGGCCGCCAUUGGCACGUGGGCCUUCUCGGAGCCCGCGGUGGAGAGGAUCAGGUCCCUCGUAUCGGCCGGGCUGCACGCCACUGACGUGGUGGAGAGAGCUGUGGCAGAGGUGGAAGACGACGGGGAGACGGGGCGCUUCGUCGUGGGCAGAGGCGGCUUCCCGACUAGCGCGGGGGUCCUGGAGUGUGAUGCGGCCAUCAUGGAGGGCGUGGCGGGGCGCUUUGGGGGCGUGGCCUCCCUGAGAGGAGUGGGGACGCCCAUCCGCGUGGCUCGUAGGGUGAUGGACAGGAGCCCCCACAGCCUGCUGGUUGGGGAGGGGGCUGCGGCUUUUGCCCAGGAUCAGGGCUUUCCCCUGGAGCCCAAUGAGAGCCUGCUGACCCCCAGUGCAGUUGCUGCUUACCAGGAAUUUCUGGAGAAGCAGAGAAGAGUCCCUGGACACGAUACACUGGGGCUCAUUGCUCUGGAUCUGCAGGGGGGCAUCGCCGUCGGCGUGUCCAGCUCGGGGGUCCCCUUCAAGUCUCCUGGGAGGGUGGGAGACUCGCCGCUGCCAGGCUGUGGGCUGUAUGCCGAUGACACGGCGGGGGCUGCAGCAGCGACGGGGGAUGGCGAUAAGAUCAUGUGCUUCUGCCCAAGUUUCCACACCGUGCAGCUCAUGAAGCAGGGUUUACCGCCUACCGAGGCGUGCGAGGCUGUCCUCAGGGACGUUGCCCGGAGAACAGCCCCCGACGAGGUCUUCGAACUCGGACUGGUGGCCAUGAACAUGAAGGGGGAAGCGGGUGCAGCUGCCACCAUGGAGUUCCCCUACACCUUCUGGAAUUCCGGCAAGGACUCUGUGCAGAAAUGCGUCCAGGAACCAGUCGCUGGGCUCAACAUCCUGUGAUCGGACCCACCGAACGACGUCUUCGCCGGUUUGGUGGCGGCCAAAGGGUUUGACCCUGAUCUCAGGCCAACAUUACUACAUUUACCAGGGUAAACAUAUGGGCCUAGUGUUGGCGGAACUGAACGCUGCUCACAGCUUUGUCCUCCCACUUUUUCUUUCACUUUUGUUUUCACUGAAAUGGUGCGACUCACAGCUGUGACAGGAAGCCUGAGAGACGAACACCAGAACGAUCAAAGAUUGUUGGAUUAAUGACAUUUUUUUAUGUUGUCUCCAUAUUUGAAAAGAUAUUUCUGUUAAUCAUAUGUUGCAAAAUAAAAUGGCUUGGAUUAGCAUGUGAAUGAGAUGCUUGA